AUGAAACUCAAUGAUACCUCAAGGUGGCUGCAUCAGCCACAAGAACAGACUCAACCCGACGGUGACGACAGUCGCCCUACCACGGCCAUCUCCAUUUCCACUUCGACCUCGAGCUUUCGCAUUCCUGGCAUUCUACCUAGCGCGCCAACGGCAGCACGCGACUCGCAGCAAACGGCGCGACCACCCUCCCCACCCGUGUCCUUUGCUCGUCUGUUUGCUCCACAAACCGACAAAGAUGAUAUUUCUUGGCACACUAACGAGUACAUUCGAAAUCCACCUGUGCACUGGUUGGCCAAGGAUGGUCCCUCACCUCAAGAGCUUUACGACAGAUCGCAAUUCGUCCUCACUGAUGAAAAUGAUUCUCACGCGCAGAUUUGGCCGAAGGUCGGUAGACAGGGCAGAACACCGACGCCGAAUUGGUCGAGCGCUGGUCCUUCUGCCACCUGGCCGAACAAUGAUCAGCCUCGUCCAUUUACUGCUUCCUCCUACCAUCGCAGCAAGCUGGUCACCGCCGAUGGUUCUGCUGGCAACUACGUUUGUGCAUUGAUCGAGAACCGAGGCACCGGCCGCGAAGUGGGGAUUGCUUCCAUCGAGAGAGAGACUGGUCUUUGCACUCUCACACAGUUGGCGGAUACACCUACCUAUGUGCGAACCAUCCAUCAUCUGUCCAUGCACCCUCCUAGUAUCUUGCUCAUUCCUUCCUCGACCUCUGGUCGCGGUAACAGAACGACUUUCUCUUCCGCAUCCAGAAGCAGCAAGCGAGCGAAAACAAACAUUACCGGAGAAGACGAUGCAGAUCCCGGAAGCCACGCUGAUACCUUGCAGAAGGAUAGGGCUUCCGUUCUAGUACGCACCAUUGAGCAACUCUACGAUAUCGAGGUACGACCCUUCCCUCGUAAGCACUGGAACUAUUUCGAAGGUGCCCGCUACCUCGAUCGGCUACUGGUGGACGACGUCGAUGCAGUCAAGAGAGAGGGUGAUGGUAGCGUAUCGGUGCCAGUGAAUGAAAAUGAUCCUUCCAUCCAGCAAUCGCAGCGUCCCGCCUCGUCCCGUCCACAGACAGGUCGGAUGUCUAUCGACUUAAGUGCCAAAGCCUCUACGCGUGCUGCGAUCUUGGUCGCUGUCGCAGAUAAAUUUUAUGUCCUCUCUGCGUUUUCGGGUCUAAUCGAAUUCUACAUGGACACCUUUAAUCGUGUCUUUACUCCAAAGACGCUGCGCAUCCGAUUUGUAUUCCCUGAAGACACGAUUCUGAUCAACAGUAAUACUGCGCAUGACCUCGAGCUUGUCCGCAACCUGAUCGACUUCAAGUCAAAAGAUUCUCUCUUCGGUUUGCUGAAUCACUGUGUUUCACAAAUGGGCCAGCGACUUUUGAGGACCAACAUACUUCAGCCAUUGACAGACCAUGAUGCUAUUGCAGUGCGCCAGGAGGCUGUAGCGGAAUGCAUCAACAGCGAGGAACGCUUUCACGCUAUAACUGAAAGUCUCAAACCUAUUCGUCUUGGUUCGAUCGACCUCGACAAGCUGAUUCACACUCUAUCAUGCACCCAGAGGGCUGGUGCAGACCCAAGAUUGGAGACAGAAAGGAAGCUCAGCAGCAUUCUUAGUCUCAGAGCGCUUCUGCGCUCGCUUGAACCAGUACGAGCUGCACUUUGCGAUGCUUCUAGUGAGCUGUUGCAAUCCAUCUCAACGUUUCUCGAGUUCGAGGAAGUAGAUGAAAUUGCUGAGGCAAUCCAAGAAACCAUUGACGAAGACGUCGCUUUUGCCAAGGGUGGCCUGGCUUCUCGAAGCGCCAAGAUGUACGCUGUGCGAGCAGAACGGAGCCCUCUGCUUGACGUGGCAAGGCAGACUUUCCAGGAAAACAUGAGCGAUAUCGAAGAGCUUAGGCAACGUCUAGAGAGUGGGAGCGACCUGAAGUUGGCGCUCAAGAUGGUGCCGACUGGCUUUCUACUUCGCACCGAGCUCGAGAGCAGCCAAAUGAGAAACUUACCGGACUACUUCACAAACAUCAGCCGAGCUAAAAGUGGCAAAAGUGUCACAAUGACGACGCUGCCUCUGAAGAAGCUCAAUGCUCGACUGGUCGACUCGAUGAAUGAAGUCUGCAAUAUGUCCGAGUCGAUCAUUGACGAAUUGAUCGAGAAAAUCACGGGUCGAAUUGCGUCGCUGAACAAGGUAUCGGAAGCAUUAGCUCUUUUGGACAUGAUUGUUAGCAUGGCGAUCGUAUCCCGCGCCAAUGAUUAUGUUCGUCCUGUCCUCGGAGACAGACUAGACAUUCGCAACGCACGCCAUCCAAUUCUAGAUCGGGUUGACAUCCUGAGCGCUGGGACCUCGAGCGUAGUCACACGCAGGCGAGGCGUCUUUGUUCCCAAUGACAUCUAUCUGGCGCCUGGUGAGCGCGUCUGCCUCAUUACUGGUCCGAACAUGUCUGGCAAGAGCACGCUUCUCCGGCAAAUUGCACUCAUCACGGUGAUGGCGGGCAUAGGAUGCUUUGUGCCUGCAUCACGCGCCACUUUGCCCAUUCCGGAUGCUCUGCUCAGCCUGCUUACACACGAAGAUGAUCCGACACAGAAUCUUUCGACGUUUGCAGCCGAGAUGCGCACCGCUGCUUUCAUCCUCAGUCUUAGCUCGCCGAAAUCGCUGGUUAUUCUGGACGAAAUGGGGCGUGGUACCAGCCCAGAAGAGGGCUGCGCUAUUGCAACAGCGGUCAUCGAAAACCUCACCGAUGCAAAGGGCAGCACUGUGUUCUAUGCUACGCACUUUGGCGAGCUCGUCGAAGGUCUCGGAUGGAAAGAGGGCAUCGUUUGCCAGCAUCUCAAUGUCAGCAUGGUGCAGAAAAGGGAACAAGUCGAUCUUGUCUUCCACCACAAGGUGCACCUAGGACCGGGUCUCGACACGCAUUACAGCCUCCAGGUGGCCAAAAUGAUGGGCUGCUUUGCUGAUGGCUUUUUACAGCGGGCGAGUCAGGUGGCAGUCACAGAGAGGGCUAUCAACGACGACGUAGAAGGGUCUCUUGAGAGACACACCAGGGAGAGACGGAAAGUGCUAAGCAGCUUGGUGCGCAAUCUGCAACGACUCGACGAUGAAUCCUCCGACGAGAUCGCCUUCGAUGAUCAGGACGGCAGUUCCGCAAGGCGUGAUCCGCAGUCACUGGUGGAGAAAUUAUCGCACCUUCAGCUGGAGGCUUUACAAGAAGUAGAGCGCACCUAUCAACAAUGA
Messenger RNA from Mycosarcoma maydis (corn smut), 3213 nucleotides. RefSeq lists its product as uncharacterized. Gene Ontology annotation, molecular function: ATP binding; mismatched DNA binding; ATP-dependent DNA damage sensor activity. The coding region runs from base 1 to 3213 and encodes 1070 amino acids. Gene Ontology annotation, cellular component: nucleus. Gene Ontology annotation, biological process: reciprocal meiotic recombination; mismatch repair. The record is from RefSeq and is a predicted model, not a curated record. NCBI's taxonomy places the organism in Eukaryota, Fungi, Basidiomycota, Ustilaginomycetes, Ustilaginales. The transcript has 16 exons.